Molecule: messenger RNA, 781 nt
Organism: Hydractinia symbiolongicarpus
Lineage: Eukaryota; Metazoa; Cnidaria; Hydrozoa; Anthoathecata; Hydractiniidae
Exons: 4
Coding region: 1-726 (241 amino acids)
Source: RefSeq, a predicted model, not a curated record
AUGGCAUAUGCAGAAUCAGAGGAUCAGUAUGAACAGCUUUACCAGGAAUUGGAAGACACAAAAAUCAAACCUGUACUGACUUACUUUGAUAAAAACUGGCAUGCUCCAACUAUUUCAAACACCUUUUGUGAGGUGAAAGGUGUAAAAAGCCUUGUUGACUCAAAGCCAUUUGAGGAUAAUAAUGAUUCAAAUUUUAACCGGUUCUCCCUCAUCAAAUUGCCACCAAAAAUGUGCAAAAAAAGAAGACCGAAAGGGCUUUAUACAGCAAUUGGCCUGCCCAACAGAAAAACAAAAGAAAAGAUAGUACCAUUCGUUAAUUUGCUGACCAAUGAUAAAAUUAAAUUAAUGUUAGAAUGGGUACUAAAAGAAAAGACUACAGCAGACAUUCCAGUCAUAUUAUCUGGAAAGAAAACAAUUACUCAGGAAAUGAUGCAGACAGAAUUUCGUCCAAAACUGUCUGAUCAAGACAACAUCGAUUUAUCGAUGAUCCAACACUUGUGUGGUAAAGCUGUGUGGAAGCAUGUUAUAAAAAAUACAAAAAAUAAGAAAUGGUUUUGCGAAGUUUGCAACAACGAUCUUUCUGAGGAAACGUCUGUGGGAUGUGAUGGUUGUCUGUGCUGGUGCCAUCUAUUGUGUAUUGGCAGAACAAAAAUGCCAGCAACCAGGAUCUAUCUGGUUCUACAAACCUUGCUCCGUACGACACACCACAGCCAUAAAAACAGAUAAAGAUGAAAAAGAUUGUUAAGAAUGCUUUUUUGUAAAUAUAUACAUACUGUGAAAU